AUGUGGUUUCCAGGCACAGCCUCCUAUUUUUCCUCUCUGCUGCAGGCUUUGCUGGACCUCUUGGCGCAAUUGCUACACGCAGCCCAUGAAUCAUGCAGCGGCACACUGUGUGCAGAGACACUGCAAGCCCUGGAUGCUGACAGUCUCAUUCCUGCGCUCCUCUCGCUCUUCAUUGCCAAUGACACAGCAUCAUACGGCGCCCGAUACAGAGCCAUGCUGGUCCUGACUUGGCUGGUGCGUUGCGUGGGUGACACUUGGCGCUAUGCUUGGAGCGACCCCGGCGCUCAAUGGGACAGUGCGCUGGCGGGCUGCCUUGAGCCCAUCAUAAGGCAGGUGGGUGGCACCUACUGGCUCACAAAUCUGGCGCGGAGGGAUGAGCAGUGGCAGGACGGCCUUGAAGAUCCACACAUGGCAAGGGCACUGACAGGCCUCCUCCUGCAAGCCUCCCUGGCAGAUGCAGCCAAUAGGGCCUAUCUGGCAGCAGAGGAUCUCAUCUGCGUGCUUCAAGAUGAAGCAGAAGCAGUGACCAUGUCUGCAGCACUACUACUGAUGGCAUCUGAUGCAAUCACUGUGCCCAUGCAAACAAAGCUGGCGACCUGCCAUCUCCUGACUGCUCUGCUCUCUCCCAGAGAAGCCACCCAGGCCCUCUUCUUGGAUCCCACGGGAGAGGAAUGGAAGCUUCCGGGCAUUGAGGGUAAAGCCAGGAGACAGGCAGCACUUUCAGCUCUGGCCAAUCAGCGCAGAGCCAGAGCAGCGCACACUGCAGAGCAGACCAGGACUGCUCACAGAGGCAGUGGGAGUGUCGGCCUGCAGCAGAGCACAGCAUGGCAGCAGCUGCACUGGGUGCUGCUGCUGCUGAAGCACCUUGUGCUGGACUGCCCAGUGUCUCAGGCGUCUGUAGCAGAGGCUGGUGGCAUUUCUGUGCUCGCUCGUUUAUGGGACUUCGCCUUGGGAGAGCCAGAGCUACUGCAAGACCUGCUGGGGCUGUCGGGGAAUCUGGUGGCGGACAGCACCACUGCGCAGCGGACAUUCUUCUCACAGGCGUCCCUGCUGCCUGAAGUGAUGCGCAUCACGCAAGAGCUCUCGCGCAAGAAGCAGUGGUGCAAGCUCCCAGCUGUCCUGGCUGUGCUGGCAAAUGUUGCAGCUUCCAGAGAGGGGCAGCGAGCGCUCCUCAAAUUGGCAGAGCCUUCGGGCAAGACUGGAGGCAUGAAACGCGUGCCAAAGGCCUCAAGCAGCAAAGUCACAGUAUGGGCGCGUCGGCGAACCACGCUGGCCUGUGCUGUGGCCUUCACAGCCGAGGAGGCGGACAAAGUCCUUCUGACCUCCAUGUACCUAGCCAUCGGCAGCUCGCUGAAAGCUUUGCCAUCACAGCUGGGUCAGCUGACAAUGUACCGCGCCCUUGUACAGGCCAUCUUUAUCCCCUUUGUGGGCAUCCUGGGCAAUGAGUGCAACAGGAUCUUUCUCAUUGCAAUCGGCAGCCUUUGGUGGGGCGGCAUGUCGAUCGGCUUUGGCUUUGCUCACCGCUUCCAAGAGGCCACCAUCUGGGCUGCUCUCUCCGGAGUGGGGUUGGCCCUGGUUUUGCCCUGCGUGCAAGCCAUCAUUGCAGAGCUCUACACCGCCUUUGAGAGGGGCCGCGCCUUUGGCUUCCUCUUCACCGUCUCUGCCCUGGGUGGUGUUAUUGGAACCUUCUGCGCAAUUUCAUUUGGGAACAGGGCAGUACAUGGGGUGGAGGUUUGGAGGGUCCUCUUUUGGGCGAUGGCAGGCAUUUCCCUCAUUACUUGCGUCAUCAUCCUGACUAUGGCAGUGGAACCCCGGUCGAUUAACAAGCAGGUGGCGGACGGCAAGGAGGCAGGUGCCGGGGGAGGGGAGCAGAAGGGGUGUACAAAGGCGGUGCUGUGGCGGAUGUGGGGCAGGCUGGUGGUGAUAAUGGAGGGGGCCUGGAGGCUGCUUGGUUUCUCUGAUCUGGCGACGGGCGGCAUGGCGGUGUGCGCAUCGAUCGGUGCGGCCGUGGGCUUCCUGCUGGGCGGCGGCGCGGGUGACUACCUGUCCAUGCGCUUCCCCAACACAGCCCGCCCCGCCGUCAACCAGAUCAGCCAAGUGCUGGCCGGGCCCCUCUACGUCGCCCUGCUCAAGGGCCUCCCGGGCUCCUCACGCUAUGCGUCCGGCUACCCGCACAGCCUGGACCAUUAUGCUGCGCUAUAUGGCUUUGUGCUCUUCUUCAUCGCCUUCUUUGGCACCUGGCCAGCCUCCAACAAUGCAGCCAUCUUUGCAGAGGUGGUGCCUGAAGGAAUCCGGACGUCUGUGUAUGCGUUUGACAAGUGCGUGGCUGGAGCCAUUGGCGCGCUGGGCGCUCCGCUCAUUGGCAUCCUGGCGGAGCGCGUGUUUGGCUUCAAGGGGAGUCUGGGAGACAGCCACGGCAGCGGAGCCAAGGCUCACGGAGGCGUGGUCACUCCAGGCGUGGCCGCCAACAACGUCAACAAUGCGCGCGCGAUUGAGAACGGCCUCCUGUGGAUGACCGUCAUUCCCAUGAUCCUCAAGAUCAUCACCUACGGGGGCUUGUACUGGACGCUGCCGAGGGACAGAGUGGAGGAGCUCUUUGAGGAAGAAGUGGAGGAGGAGGAGCAGGCGGUAGAGGGGGCCGAUUUGGAGGCAUCCAAGACCAAGAAAGACAUGGACGAUGACAAUGCGCCGGCAGGCCUGGAGCGGGCACCUACCCUGCGGCGCAACGUGUCGAUUCGGCGGGAGCUGCGUGGAGAGGAGCUGAGCGAUCGCUACUUCAGCCUGGACCUGGCCACACUCGGCCGCGAGGCCAUCCGGGGCCUGCUCAACCCCGCCAACAAGCCAGCCUCCCAGCUCAACCCACUCGCCGUCUUUGCCGGCGCGGCGUUCGACGUGAGCCGGGACACGGCGCGCACGUCGCAGUCGCGCGCAGAGCUGAGCCGCGAGUACCGCAAGACCGGCAGCGCCGUGGUGUCGCGCGCGCAGCUUGGCACGCAAACUCUCGAGUACGCAGACGACCGUCGGCGCGCCCGCGCCUUCACUAGCCUGCCGGCAGCUUCUGGGGACCUGCGCGGCGCGCUGCGAUCGGCAGCCGGCCCAGCCUCCGGCGGCCAGGAGGACUCAGGCAGCCAGGGAUUGGUGGAUGAGCGCCCGCCGAAGAAGACCCCAAUGACCUUGCCCAAGUUCCGCGCUUCUGGGCAGCCGCUGGACAGCACAUCCUCUGCACAGGGCCUGGAUCCAUCCUCCAGCGGCCAGCGCAGCGCUCGGCGGACGCCGCCGCUGCCGCCGUCGGCGCGGCGCGACCCUCGGGCCACGCCACCGUUGUGGGAGGGCGACACGGCGACGCCGGGGCGCGGCGGCCGCAGCCCCCUCCAGCUUCCCAGCGUGGACGAGUCCGAGGAGCGCCCCGCCGACAAUGAAAAGACCGACGGCCGCUCCAGCGCCUUGCGUGACUCCCCAUGA
This is a messenger RNA of Coccomyxa subellipsoidea C-169, 3462 nucleotides long. RefSeq names its product MFS general substrate transporter. Bases 1 to 3462 code for a protein of 1153 amino acids. Gene Ontology annotation, cellular component: membrane. Gene Ontology annotation, molecular function: transmembrane transporter activity. The transcript is spliced from 25 exons. Gene Ontology annotation, biological process: transmembrane transport. Lineage: Eukaryota; Viridiplantae; Chlorophyta; Trebouxiophyceae; Coccomyxaceae. The record is from RefSeq and is a predicted model, not a curated record.